This is a messenger RNA of Ustilago hordei, 2157 nucleotides long. RefSeq lists its product as uncharacterized. Gene Ontology annotation, cellular component: cytoplasm; nucleus. Gene Ontology annotation, molecular function: mRNA binding. The record is from RefSeq and is a predicted model, not a curated record. The transcript has a single exon. The coding region runs from base 1 to 2157 and encodes 718 amino acids. NCBI's taxonomy places the organism in Eukaryota, Fungi, Basidiomycota, Ustilaginomycetes, Ustilaginales, Ustilaginaceae.
AUGUCGACCGAGUCUUCGAUCCACCAUGCCUUCCGAGGUCUCAACCUCACCGAUCCCCAGCACGAUCCCACGAAGCAACAGCAACAACAACAGAAGCAGCAGCAGCCAUAUACCACUCCUCCUCGACAGACCAACACUGGCUCGCUUCGUUCGCCCACCAUUCUCACUUCCGACUUGCCUGGCCAGCCUAGCUACUUGAACAACGCUCAAUCGCCCGGCUCUCUUGGUCAAAGUGCUGCUGCUCGUUUUGAACGCUUCUUCCCUUCUUCUCCCAACACCACCAGCUCGAACCCCUCCUCAGCUGGUCAGACCUUCACCAGCUCCGUCGGCUCUGCUGCUGGUCUUGCUGCUAACAGUGCCUUUGGCAGCUUUGGACACAGCCUCGCUCCAGGCAGCAUGGGUGGUUCUAGCAUCAGCUCCAGCCACUUUGGCUCUCACAACAACAACGCUGUUCGCAAGGCCUCCAGCCGUGCUGCUAUCCCAUCCCAGUGGAGCACUCAAGACCCUGAUUCCCUUGGUCCUCCCGCUGGUGCCUCACCACCCAAAGGCAUGGGUGGCCCGCUUCAGAACUACCAACAGCUCGACGGUAUGGCUCCCGGUGUAGCCAGCGGCGGUGACGACGAUGUGAUUCCGACCGCCAUCGUUCUUAAGAACAUCCCCUUCAGCGUCACGAGGGAACAACUUCUUCAGAUCAUCGAGGACCUCGGCAUCCCCAUGCCAUACGCAUUCAACUAUCACAUGGACCAAGGCGUCUUCCGCGGUCUUGCUUUUGCCAACUUCCGCAGCGCUGAGGAGGCUGACGCUGUCGUCGCUGCCCUCAACGGAUUCGAUGUCAGCGGACGAAAGCUCCGUGUUGAGUACAAGAAGGUGCUUCAGGCUGGCGAGAAGGAACGCAUCGAGAAGGAAAAGGCCAUCAAACGCAUGCAGAGUAUGCAACUCGAAAAGGAGAGGGAACGCGAAUUGCGUCGUCAGCACGACGAGUAUGCUGCCAACGCCUACCUCAUGCCAGGCUACAAUGGUAGCAAUGCUCAUCUUGGCGCCUCCGACGCUUACCUUGCCGACCCAAAUGCUGGUCUGCAGCAAGGCUUUGAGGCAGGCGUUCGUGCUCCUCUCACUGCAGACUCACUCAGGAAGAUGCCAUCGUCGCAACGUCUUGCAGCUGCUGUCGAGAGACCUACAGGACCUUCAUCUUCCACCAGCAACCCCGGUGUCGGCGCAAGCAGCGGUGGUGCUGCCAACGGCGCAGGUGCUGCAGGCAAGAAGGAGGAGCUCGACCUCAACGAUGCAGCUACGCUCGAGAUCUACUCGCGCGUGCUCCUUUUCAAGGAUGACCGUAUGCGUGACGAGCUCUCCUUCUCUCGCAGCCUUACUCCUCUCGAGCGCAGAACUGUUCAUCUCGUCGCACAGAGACUUGGUCUCUUUCACUACUCAAUGGGCGAGGGUGGUGAGCGAUACGUCAUCGUGACCAAGAACGAGGUCAACACUGGCCCUCGUCCUCUUCGCUCACAAGCCUCCACCAUUGGUCGAACCCAUCGAUCCACAGGUCUCGACGUUGGUUCUGCUGGUGGUUUCCUGGGUCCUGGCAGUGCCGCUACCACAGGUCGAGCCGGCCUGCGAAUGAAGAAGUCGGCUCCUGACAUGAAGCGAGGCGACGGAUCUGGAGCCUACAGUGGCAGCAACGGCUACCUUGGCAUUGGCUCGGGAAGCCUUGCUGCACGCAAAUCCAACUCGAAUCUUCGAGAUGGUUACUCGUCGACCAUGGGUCGUCGAGCCAACGGCAGCGGCGGUACAGGCGGGGUAGCGGGACUACAGAACCUCUUUGCUUCGCCCUUUGAUGCUCCUCCAGCCCCCUCACUCCCCAACCAGAACAGUGGGGAACCAUCCAGCCACAACUCCUCACCCACUCACCCGAACUUGAUUCGUCAACCCCGCGGACCGCCCACACCUGGCUCAUCCGAUCUCCGCAACUUUGCUGUUCGAUCGCGUGUCCCUACCACCACCUCCUCGGGUAGCAGCAGCGGUAACGCCAGAGGUUCUCCACCCAACGCACCAACCAACGGAUUCCAGCUUCAGAUCAAUGGUAGCCCAACAAAGACCAACGAUGCAUACCCAAAUUCUCUUGUCGAGGCUACUACUCAUGAUCCUCUUGAAUUCUGA